Diuraphis noxia (Russian wheat aphid) is the source of this 650-nucleotide messenger RNA. RefSeq lists its product as uncharacterized. The record is from RefSeq and is a predicted model, not a curated record. NCBI's taxonomy places the organism in Eukaryota, Metazoa, Arthropoda, Insecta, Hemiptera, Aphididae.
UGUUUAAAAUUUAUAUAGUAUAAAAAUUAUGUUUUAUCAAUUAAUUUUAAUAACAGUAUAUCCAGCUAUAACUAACUCUGAUGAUGAGGAUACCAAUGAUGUGACUUGGAAACCACCACCUAAUAUCUUAAUUCCUGGGGACCGCUUAACACGCAAACAUAUCAAGUGUUUGUAUCCUAAAGUUGAAAAACCUUUAUCAAAGAAAAAUAAAUGUAAAAAUAAUAAGAACAACAUAGCAGCAAUCAAACGUUUGAAAAAAGGUCGUUUACCAAAAGUUAAACAAGUUUUAGAAGACAUAGAUGUUUCAAAGCCAGCUACUGAUUUUACAGACGAGAUAAAUAUUGAGGAAUCAAUAAAAAAAAAAAAUUGUGAUUCAUUGACUCCCAAGGUUGGGAGACCAAGAAAAGGUAUGGCUACACCAAAACAACGCCUGGGGCGUAUUAUAAAAAUACAUAAAAUGAUAAAAUAACUAUUGAAGAUAGAUGCCAGAUAAUUUAUUUUUUUGAUGAUCGAUAGAUAGUAACUUAUAAUGUUCCCAUAAAGCAUUUGUAUAUAGAUGUAAAUUGAAUUAUAACUAUCAAAAAGUAUUCUUACUUUUGCAGUCAUUUUGUAUAAAUCAAAAAUUGUUAUUAAAAUGUAUAUUUUAUUCU